AUGGCUCCCUCGGUACAACUUCUCGAUCUCCCGACCGAGAUCGUCUCGCAGAUCAUCGCUGAGUAUGUCCGUGUUGCUGGCCAUAUAAAAGCUUGGAAUUCGCGAGAAGUGUGCACUACCUUCAGAAACCUCAUCCAUGAGAUAGUGGAGCAUACAGCACUGUCCGAAUUUGCCGACUUAAAUUCCUAUGAGCAGGACAAGACCGAAAGAAUCCUUCGCAUUAACCUGGCCGAUUUCCUUGAGCGUCGCCUACAGAAACCGGCAUAUGAUCAGUUCGAAUGGUUGGCCAAUUUCAUCAACGCUCUCAUCGAUACGGUCAUAAAAUUCGAUAAGGACUCCGACCACUCCGGCACAAGGCGGAAGUACAUGGCCGACAUCCUUAGGUGCUACACCUACGGGAUGCGCGAAUGGCGGGCAUUACGGGGCCUAUUGGCGCAAGCACGUUUCACCAUGCCGGAUAUUAAGGCAAUGGAUGCGCUGUCGGCCGCCGCUGCAGUAGGCAAUCUACGCGCAACAAAGCACUUCCUUCAUGAAGGCGCCAUGGACAUAUUCAAAGAAACCUUUAUCGUGCACCCUGCCCAUGGAGUGGGCAAACCGGGGUUCGUGCAUCCCCUAGAGGCUGCGGCAUGCACCUGUCAAGUGAGAAUCCUGAAGUAUCUGCUGGAGGUUAUCGAAAGCUGGGAAAAGCCACAAUAUGCUCCGUUGCACCGCUAUCCUAUUGUGGACCGAAUCCAUGACGCCCUUCAGUCAGCUAUCGAGUCCGCACAGCCGAAAGCAAUCAUUAUCCUCUAUAAGUUCCUCCGCAAGCACCGGCUGUAUUGCUCAUCGGACCACCAGCGUUGUACCGGCGGUUGCGCUUGCCGUAAUACCAUAAAGGCUGCCGCAUCGGGUUGCGUCGAUACAGUUCGAACUGUGGUGCAUUGCUGGGGGUCGGGCCGGAUCGACCACCAGCGUUUCGUGGACAAAUGCAAAUACUACACGUUCGACACGGCAUUCAAGUACGGUCACGAAGGUCUCAUCCGGCAAUUGUUUUGGAAGAACAUACAAGUCUCGAAUUUGGCAUCUGCUGACUUCCACAAGUACCACUACCGGGCCAUUGCGGACAUCCUAAUCGAAAACGAAUUGGAGGUCGAAGGCACCUACUGGAAUCCACUUCUUUGCGCGAGCAUCAGCGGUAACAUCGCCAUGAUGCAUUUCUUGGUCCAGCGUGGCUCUCAUCUGUCCGGCGAAGCUCUGAUUCGUAUUGAGUGGGAACUGGAGGACGCGAAAGUCGGUCUCUACCGGGGCAAGAAAGAGCGGAUGCUCGCUUACUACUUCGCUUUCGAGCUAGCAGGACGGACGUUUCCGCAAUCCAGGGAGACUCCGCUUCUGAAGGAGUUGGUGCGCGAUAUAGAGGCGGAUGAUCGUUGGAAGGCAAUGGUGGCUGAGGUUCUCACGCCCAAGGAGAUCUGGGUCGUACCUGGUGAGAAGCUCUUCGGUCAGCAUCUCUUAGACCAAGGCUUCUGA
Messenger RNA from Trematosphaeria pertusa, 1506 nucleotides. RefSeq lists its product as uncharacterized. The transcript has 2 exons. The coding region runs from base 1 to 1506 and encodes 501 amino acids. The record is from RefSeq and is a predicted model, not a curated record. NCBI's taxonomy places the organism in Eukaryota, Fungi, Ascomycota, Dothideomycetes, Pleosporales, Trematosphaeriaceae.